AUGAGAUUCCUCAUGAAGUGGCUCAAAAGGAAGAAGAAGUCGAGUCGCGCAGCGAAUUCGGACGGGCUCCUGUCUCGCCCUAACCACUAUCAACAAAUGGAAAACGGAUUCAGCUAUCCCAAGAGCUGCACAUAUAUACAGCUUCCACAACAGGUACUUGAACGAAUAUUCUCUUUCGUAUGUCCACACACGCAGGACGAGACCUACGAGAGCUGUGAGUCGUCGGCGCAUAGCGAGGCAUGCAUGCUUUGUAACUUACGCGACCUCGCUCACUGCGCUCGAGCAUGCCGAAAAUGGGAGGAAGCUGUUCACAAUGUAUUAUACCAUAGUAUCAGAAUCGACCAGGUCCACUAUUGUGAGCGUGAGGCAAUCCUAGCUGAAAAGCGGAAACGAAAAUCUUUCAUGAGUCGCAACGCUGAGCCCGAAGAUACGGCGCAGGCAAGACUACGCCUACUCAGUCGCACUUUGCGAGAAGACCGACGUGGAGUUUCAUCGAAAGUUCUAUACCUCAAAGUUCCGUACCAAACGCGGGAGACCUGCCAGGCCGACCUAGCCAGAACAAUCUCAGUUUUACCAAACCUACGAUAUGUCGAUCUACCAGAAGGAGUGUUCACAACAGGAGAUACAUCUUGCGAUACACUUAGAUUUGAAGUGCAAGCGCGCUGUCCAGACUUGCGGAAAAUGUCUUACUUUAUGGGAGCUGAGAAAAGUUUUGAAAUGCUCGUGGGCGGGAAUGUAUGGUGCAACCUCGAAGUGCUUGAGAUAUCCCGUUUAAACUUGGAUCCUAUCACCCUACGUCUUGCACUUGCGUCACUCCCACGAUUACGCGCAUUGAAGGUCACUCAUGUGAACUCAUUCGAUAAUAGUGUUCUUUCACAGAACGAUCAACUACCGAUGCUGCCUCCUCUAACAGAAUUAAUUCUUGACCAGACCCCCCUUUUGACAUACGAGGGCAUAAUUUCUUAUCUUUCAGAUUUCAAAGCUCGUCAAGCUUUGAAAACUUUAUCCAUGACAGGUACAGGUGUUGCACCUACAACCUUACACGUUAUCUUGGCUCUUUCCGAAAAUUUGGAACAUCUUGGAAUGACAGAAGCUGUUUCCACCUCGCUAUCGUCUGGUCUACCGUGCCUUAAAUCUACAUCGUUGAAAAUACUUCAUUUCGAAAUAACGGCUGCUGAUGAGGCCAUGAAGCUUAGCGAACUGAUGGCAAGUUACUACAGCUAUCUACGAUCAUCCCUCAUGUCAGAAGGAUUACCCAACCUCCGGGAACUUUACGUGCUAGAUCCUAGCUUCCCCGAAACUCUCUUAGAUUUUCCCCUCCCGAAACCUAGCUUUGCAUAUGACCGAGAUAGUUUCGUCCCAAAUCAUCGGAAGAACGCCUCACAAUCAUCGAACCCUUUCCUCAACACAAACCGUCAAUUAUCUCCCGAAUAUCCCUACGGUUCCUCCCCUAAAGCAUCAACAAUCUCGUUAUUUCCGGCAGUAUUGUCGCCUCCGCUUACGCCUAGUCUACCUCGUGCACUCGAAGUCUACUCCAAAGGUCUCGACGAGAUGGAGUGGAACUUCAGUCGUGUUUCUUCCCUGGCGGGAUCUGGUCGGGCCAACAGCGCCCUACCCCCUAGACCAACUAGUAGUUACGGUCUAAGUGAUGGCGCAGACCGUGCAUGGGCCGGUGCUGGCAAUGAUGUACGGAGAAGUAUCAUUAUUGGGAAUGGGUUUGGAAAUUUUUUAGCUGUACCGGGUGCAGGUGGCAUGUCGAGACCACGCACCAGCGCUAGUGACCACUUUUAA
Molecule: messenger RNA, 1791 nt
Organism: Blumeria graminis f. sp. triticale
Lineage: Eukaryota; Fungi; Ascomycota; Leotiomycetes; Helotiales; Erysiphaceae
Source: the annotation of a GenBank genome assembly